Nylanderia fulva is the source of this 1663-nucleotide messenger RNA. RefSeq lists its product as uncharacterized. The record is from RefSeq and is a predicted model, not a curated record. Lineage: Eukaryota; Metazoa; Arthropoda; Insecta; Hymenoptera; Formicidae.
ACGUAAACACAGUCGAACGCUGCUAUCUCGGCGAAGCAGAGUUCGCGAUACAUAAGCGUCAAUUGUCUCGCGAUUAUCGGGCGCCUGCGUUUAUAUACGUACGAAGGCGCGUUUAAAGGGCGGAUAUUACCUUAAGGAAUCCUCGUUCACGAAUGAUCAUCGCGGCAAUCGUGAAGAUGCGAUACCCGUGCGAAUGAGCAGAUUCCUAGAAGACUAUAGCUUUUUGGAUACAGUGAUAUAUAAGCUUGAAUUAGUUUGAUCAAGAGCAAAAAAGAUUGCAAUCAUGGAAUCAUCAGAUAGAAAGAAUGUAUAUCUUACGAAAACUGGCGAUAACUCUUUAAAUUCUGGAAUGAGAGACACUAUGAUUGUUGGCCAAACUAAUAUGGCACCAGAAUGUGGUGGGGAAGGUGUGAUGAAACCCAAUAAUGUGUCCAAUGUCUCCACUAAUCAAACUAAGUGGUCCAAUACUCAGGGUAAAAAUUUUAUCAUCAAUGCAGUGCCAGUGAAGAAUGAGAUUGUACAUCUGGAAGAUGGUAAUGCGCAUUGCAACACUAAGAAAAUGUAUUACUAUGAUAGACAUUAUACUGGUCAUGAGGAACCAGAGAGACCAACACGUAGAGGAACAAAGAGAUAUAGAGACAAAGAUGCUCCAAAACGAGCUUUAUCUGCAUUUUUUUACUUUUGCCAAGAGCUACGUGGCAAGAUGAGGGAAUUGCAUCCCGAGAUGGGAGUAGGUGACAUUGCGAAGGAAUUAGGAAAAUUGUGGAUGAGCACGGAUCUGCAAACAAAAUCUAAAUACAUGGCAAUUGCAGAAGAGGACAGAGCCAGAUAUGAAAGAGAAAUAAUUGCGUACAACAAGAGAGUGAAAAAUUACGAUCCAGAAGAAGUUGGAACUGUAUAAGUUGGAUGCAUGCGAGACAGAUAAAAACGAUGACCUGAUUCUCAUUGGAACACUGGAGCGCAGCAAGAGUACAGGACGAUAUUAUUACUAACAUAGUAUUACUAUUGUUGUAUAUAUUAUGUACACUGUUGAUAUUGUCCGCAAAAGAGAGCAACUGACUUGCAAAAAUUCGAUUAUAAUACUUGUGAUGAUAAAAGAAAAAAAAACAUCCAGAUUCAGAGAAGAACAAAUUCCAUUUUAUAAUGAAUUUCUCCAUCACACGGGCAGACGCUAUAUCAUAUACAUGACUAACGUGUGCUAAUAUAUAUAAAUAUACCGAUGAUAUAUAAUGCAAGUACGAACCUCGAUUAUCUGAACACUUAUAUAACCUGUUGACUAUUCGAGUAAUCAAACAUUCGGUCAAUCGGUAUUCGGAUAAUCCAAGUUUUGCUGUAUAAGUUUUAGUAAUAGAAUAAUUCAAGUAACAAUAACUGCGCUAUACUAUUAUGAUACAUUAAUAUUAAACAAUAAUAACAAUAAUAAUAAUAAUACUGAUAAUAUUAGAACGUAAUAAAAGCGUAUAUGUUGCACUAUGCACCUAUAUUGCAUUAUAAAGUUGCAGUAGAUUACUUCGUUAAGAUAUGAAAGAGCUGGAAUAUGAUAAAGAAAAGUAACCCAAUUCUAUUACAUGACAAAUCUACAAUGUAUGCAAAAUUUGCUAUAAGAGGUGGAUAAUUUUGCUUUGCAAUGUAGCAUUGAUUUAAAUUAUAUAAUUUCAAGAUA